Messenger RNA from Pseudomyrmex gracilis, 992 nucleotides. RefSeq names its product DAZ-associated protein 2-like. Bases 141 to 659 code for a protein of 172 amino acids. The record is from RefSeq and is a predicted model, not a curated record. The transcript is spliced from 5 exons. NCBI's taxonomy places the organism in Eukaryota, Metazoa, Arthropoda, Insecta, Hymenoptera, Formicidae.
AUAAACGGCGCUAGUGUCUAUUAAGUGUCACAGCCGUUCUCAUCGGCUCGCAGUGUUGCAAGACUCGAAUUCGGUGAUUUAAUUAGGAAUAACGCGUACUUCUUUUUUUUUUUAGUAAAAUUGUGAAACUGUAAGCAAUAAUGACCGACAAGAAAGCGUAUCCGGUGGCGCCGCAUCCGCCGACCGGCUUUGUCCCCGCGCCGACGCAACCUCCGACUUAUGGUGUUGCAGGCGCCGCACCCUAUGGAGUAUUUCCCAAUCAACCUCAGUUAUAUGCGACGCAAGGCCCGCCACCGCCGACGUACGAUCAGACUCUUACGCAUCCUAUGAUGUAUCAACCAAUGUACGGACAGGGAUAUCCAUUACAAUAUUAUCCACCGGGAUAUCCUUUGCAAUAUUAUCCGCCGUUAGCGACAACAGCGUAUUAUCCUGCAACCGCUAUGCAGCCGGCUCCUGUUAGGCCCACAAUUAUGGUACCUAAUGGUUUCGACGGUACUCGAUUUGACGGCAUCUCGCAACCGGUGCUGCCACCGCCGCCACCAGGAGUGGCCGCAAAUGCGGCUCAGCUGGCUGCAAUGGCCGGCCACAGCGUCGCCUUGUCGCAAAAGAAGGGUUCGUUCUUGGGAGGAGGAACGGAGGGCGGUUAUACCUUUUGGUAAACCACCAAAACCACCUUUCCUAACACGUAUACAUUCAAAAAACACCACGUACACACUUAUACAAAAACACCUACGUUAACUGUCGGAGGCGCUGUGUUGUCGAAACGACAAGAUCAUGUAGGCAAAUUUCCGUUAGAGCUCUGCUUUUUUCACCGUUACUGGAAGCAGCUUUAUGCAUUAAAAAAUAAUAUACCGUGUGUGCGCGGACCGAUCACACAUACAUAUUACAUAUACGUACCCUAUAUACACACACACACAAACAAACAAACAAACACACAACAUUACAUGGUACUAAGGCAGCAACCGUGAGAGUUCCCACGCGAUUUACAUACG